GGCAUUUCCUCUUUGGUGCGCUGCCUGUCUGCAGUAAGUGAUGAAGCGGUAGCAGAGUAUGCUGCAGCUCGACUAACUUAUCUUUCGCUAGAAAUAAAAUAAUAUUAACACGUCUACAAGAUGCUUCGGGUGGUUGUGGAAUCCGCAAGCAAACUCCCCAAAGGCAGCUUUGGAACACCCGAUCCAAUAACCACUGUUAAUUUCAAGGAUGAAAAGAAGAAAACCAAAUCAAUUAAUAGUAAUUUAAAUCCUGUUUGGAAUGAGGUCCUUGAAUUUGACCUAAAGGGUUUACCUCUGGAUUCCUCCUCAUUCAUCACUGUUACAGUCAAAGAUUUUGAAACCAUCGGAAAAGACAAGUUUAUCGGUUCCACAACAGUCUUCCUAAAGGAUUUAGCAAGUGGUCAAGUGAAGACCCUUCCUUCCAAGAAUUUGGCUCUCCUGAAUGAAAAGAGUCAACCAACUGGAGGAACAAUUGACCUUAUAAUCGCGUAUGAACCACCGCCAUCUACUGCCCUUCCAAAUCCAAAUGACCCGACAGCCAACUCUCAGGAUUCUGGAGGAACAGCUGGAGAUGGAGAUGAAGGCGAUGAAGAGUAUGGUGAUGGCGGGGGAGGGGGAGGGGGAGGGGGAGGUGUUCCAGCAUCGCCCUCUGCUGGACAACCUGGGAACCAGCUCCAGAAAAGGCUUGGGAGAAGUAAGAAAAACCGCAGAGUCCUAUCCAACAAACCACAGGAUUUCCAGAUCCGUAUUCGAGUCAUUGAGGGUCGGCAAUUACCUGGAAACAACAUUAAGCCUGUAGUCAAGGUUAAUGUCUGUGGUCAGACACACAGAACAAGGAUUCGAAAGGGGAACAACCCCUUUUUUGAUGAGAUUUUCUUCUACAAUGUUAACAUGUUGCCAUCAGAUCUCUUUGAUGAAUACAUAAGCAUUAGGGUAUAUGAUUCAUAUUCUUUGAGAGCAGACAGCCUCAUGGGGGAAUUCAAGCUCGAUGUUGGGUAUGUCUAUGAUGAACCUGGUCAUUCCGUUAUGAGAAAGUGGCUGCUUCUCAAUGACCCGGAUGAUUCCACAUCGGGAGGGAAAGGAUACCUCAAAGUCAGCAUGUUUAUCGUUGGGACUGGAGAUGAGCUGCCGGUGGAGAACAGGGACACAGAUGGAGACCAGGAUGACAUUGAGAGCAAUCUACUGCUGCCCGCAGGGGUCUCGCUACGAUGGGUCACUUUCAUGCUAAAGCUGUACAGAGCUGAGGAUAUUCCACAGAUGGAUGAUGCGUUUGUGCAAAGUGUGAAGGAGAUGUUUGGAGCUGAGAAUAACAGGAAGAACCUUGUAGAUCCGUUUGUGGAAGUCUGCUUUGCAGGCAAAAAAAUUUGCAGUAAGAUAAUAGAGAAGAAUGCAAACCCAGAUUGGAACCAAGUCGUCAACCUGCAGAUCAAGUUUCCCUCGAUGUGUGAUAGAAUAAGACUGACUGUUUUUGACUGGGAUCGACUGACAAGAAAUGAUGCUGUUGGAACAACAUACUUAAAUAUUUCCAAAAUAGCAUCACCUGGUGGGGAACUUGAAGACUCAUCUUCGGGAUAUGGGGCUUCUCCAGCAUCUGAAGCUGAAAAUACAGGGGAGUCAGAUGGGGGUUUUUUGCCAGCCUUUGGACCUUGUUAUGUAAACCUCUAUGGGAGUCCGAGAGAAUUUACUGGGUUCCCUGACCCUUAUGAUGAUUUAAACUAUGGGAAGGGUGAAGGGGUUGCCUACCGUGGCAGAGUGCUGGUUGAACUCACAACUAAACUGGAUGCAAAAGAUGACAAAAAGAUUGAUGACAUUCCCAAUGAUGACAUCUUAGUGGUGGAGAAAUACCAGCGCAGGCGAAAGUACAGCAUGUCUGCUGUGUUUCAUACAGCUAAUAUGCUGCAGGAUGUGGGGGACCCAAUUCAGUUUGAAGUCAGCAUCGGAAACUAUGGCAACAUAUUUGAUAGCACUUGCAAGCCACUGGCUUCCACAACUCAGUACAGCUGUGCAGUGUUUGAUGGUAACUUCUACUACUACUUGCCAUGGUCCAACAUUAAGCCAGUUGUUAUACUCACUUCGUACUGGGAGGACAUCAGUCACAGGAUGGAUGCUGUAAACAUUAUUGAGAAUAUCACAGACCGACUGCAAAAUCACAUUUCUAGUUUGAAAACGGCCCUGCUGGCUAAAGUUUCAGAUACACGUCUGGCAGAGAUAUGGUUGAAGCUCGUCAAUCAGGUCAUAGAGGAUCUUGACAGUAACCCUGUGCCAGAACUGGAGGGAAAGGCCAACCUUACCACCCUUGACAUUCAGAUCAGGAAGAUGAGGGUUAACGCACUCAAGUAUAUUAAAGAUUCCGCCAUCCGGAUGAGAGAAGAGGCCACUGAUGUGAAGACCACCUUGAUGGAGAUUGAGGACUGGCUGGAGAGAAUGACGGGGCUAGUUGAUGAGCCUCAAAACAGCAUGCCUGACGUGAUCAUUUGGAUGUUGCGUGGAGAGAAGAGAGUGGCCUAUGCACGCAUUCCUGCUCAUCGGAUCAUGUACUCAACCACCAGUGAACAGGCAUGUGGCAAAUACUGUGGGAAGACUCAGACCAUAUUUAUGCAGUAUCCAAUGGACAAAACCAAAGGAAUCAAACUGCCAGUUCAGUUACGAGUCAAUAUGUGGUUUGGACUGUCUGCCCAUGAAACUAAGUUUAAUAGCUUUGCAGAAGGAACCUUCAGCGUGUUUGCAGAAAUGUAUGAAAACCAAGCCCUUGUUUUUGGAAAAUGGGGCACCACAGGUCUUGUGGGACGCCACAAGACUUCUGACGUCACCGGGAAGAUCAAGCUGAAAAGGGAAAGCUUCAUGCCUCCGAAGGGCUGGGAAUGGGAGGGAGACUGGUUUGUGGACCCAGAGAGAAGUUUGCUGACAGAAGCUGAUGCGGGUCAUACAGAGUUUACAGAUGAGGUUUUCCAGAAUGAGACCAGGUAUCCUGGAGGGGAGUGGAAACCAGCAGAGGAACCCUACACAGAUGUGAAUGGUGAGAAGGCACAGGGUCCCAGCGAGAUUGAGUGCCCCCCUGGCUGGAAGUGGGAGGAAGCCUGGAGUUUUGACACCAACAGAGCUGUGGAUGAACAUGGCUGGGAGUAUGGCAUAACCAUACCUCCUGAUAGCAAGCCCAAAUCCUGGGUGCCAGCAGAAAAGAUGUACCACAUCCACCGACGAAAGAGGAUGGUACGACCACGCAAGAAGGAGUCAAAGGCCAGUACACCUUCAGAGAAAAUGGCCGCUCCACUAGGUGAUGCAGAGAGCUGGGAAUACACUUCCCUUAUUGGUUGGAAGUUCCACAGGAAGCAGCGGACAACAGACACCUUCCGGCGCAGGCGCUGGAGGAGGAAGAUGGCUCCGUCGGACCGCCUUGGUGCCUCUGCCAUCUUCAAACUUGAAGGAGCACUCGGAGCUGACAUUUCUGAUGUAGAUGAGAAAGGCAAAAGCAAGGAUACAGCAACUUCCAUGUUUGGUGCAAACACUCCCACGGUUUCCUGCAAUUUUGACAGGCCUUUUGCUUAUCAUCUUCGAGUCUAUGUUUACCAGGCCAGAAACCUUUUGGCUUUGGAUAAAGAUAGCUUUUCAGAUCCGUAUGCUCAUGUGUCGUUUCUGCAUCUGAGUAAAACCACAGAGACAAUUCCUGCCACCCUAAAUCCAACCUGGGACCAGACCCUGAUCUUCAAUACUGUUGAGAUCUAUGGGGACCCUCAGGCAGUGGCCCAGAACCCACCCAAUGUGGUUUUCGAGCUGUUUGAUAAAGAUCAAGUGGGUAAAGAUGAACCCCUGGGCAGAAGCGUGUGCCCUCCUCUGGUAAAACUCAACCCAGAAACAGGGGUGAGCCCGAGGCUGCUCUGGUAUCCCGUUAUGCAUGGAGACAAGAAAAGUGGAGAUCUUCUUGUGGCUGCUGAGCUUAUAAUGAAGGACAAGCCUGAUGGGUCAAAUCUGCCUAUAGUGCCUCCAAAAAGAGCAGCAAAACUCUACAUGGUGCCCCAGGGUAUCAGACCAGUGGUCCAGCUCACAGGCAUUGAGGUUCUGACAUGGGGUUUGCGAAACAUGAAAAACUUCCAACUAGCAGCCGUUUCUUCUCCGAGUCUCAUUGUGGAGUUCGGUGGGGAAAUUGUUCAGUCAGCAGUCAUCAAGAACAUUCGGAAGAAUCCCAACUUUCCAGGAUCGGUGCUCUUCUUUAAAGUGCUUCUUCCAAAAGAAGAAAUGUACACCCCUCCCAUAGUGAUUAAAGUGAUUGACCACCGGCCAUUUGGACGGAAACCCAUCGUGGGACAGUGCACCAUAGACUCACUGGAGGCGUUCCGCUGUGACCCCUACACCACCAGAGCGGAGGUUGCAAUGUCCUCGAAAGUGGCCCUUAUGGCUGCCCCUCAAGAUGUAGCCAUUGACAUGGAAGAUAGAAGGCCAUUACUGGAGACUCAGGUAGGUGAAAAUCAACUAAACACGAGUAAGUUUUACUCCUCUCUUGGGGAACAUGAGAAGUGUGGGCCGUAUCUCCAGAAAGGCUAUGACACUUUGAAGAUCUUUCAUAGCGAGUUAGAGAACGUUCCGGAAUAUAAGGGGUUAACAGACUUCUGUGAAACCUUCAAGCUGUACAGGGGAAAAUCAGGGGAAGAUGAUGAAGACCCUUCAGUGGUGGGAGAGUUUAAGGGUUUGUUCAAGAUCUACCCCUUGUCCGAUGACCCUAGUGUCCCUGCGCCCCCUCGUCAGUUCAGGGAGUUGCCUGACAGCGGACCCCAAGAGUGCAUCGUCAGAAUUUACAUCAUCAGAGCCAUUGACCUGCAGCCCAAAGACAGCAAUGGCUUGUGUGAUCCGUAUAUAAAAAUUUCUUUGGGUAAGAAAGUUGUGGAGGACAGAGAUCACUAUGUCCCUAACACAGUGAACCCAGUGUUUGGCAGAAUGUUUGAACUUACCUGCUUCAUCCCUCAAGAGAAAGACCUAAAGAUUUCAAUUUAUGACUUUGACCUGAUGAGCCGUGAUGAGAAAGUAGGGGAGACGGUGAUUGACCUGGAAAAUCGUUUACUUUCACGCUUUGGUUCAUAUUGUGGAUUACCGCAGACCUACUGCAUCUCAGGGGUCAAUCAGUGGCGUGAUCAAAUGAAACCAUCUCAAAUACUGCAAAAUUUGUCCAGACUGAGAGGCAUCCCUCCACCGGUUAUUGCAGAGAAUGGCAAAACGCUGUCCCAUGCAGGGCGUGAAUAUACACUGGAUGAAUUUGAGGCCAACAAAGAAAUCCACCAACACCUGGGCCCACCAAAUGAGCGCCUGGCUCUGCACGUCUUGAGAACACAGGGGCUGGUUCCUGAGCAUGUGGAGUCCAGGACUCUCUACAGCUCUUUUCAGCCCACAAUCUCACAGGGAAUUCUUCAAAUGUGGGUUGACGUGUUCCCAAAGAGCCUUGGUCUCCCUGGACCUCCAUUAGACAUCACACCUCGCAAACCUAAAAAGUUUUUUCUGCGCGUUAUUAUUUGGAACACAACAGAGGUCAUUCUGGAUGAAACCAGCAUCACAGGAGAAGAAAUGAGUGACAUCUAUGUUAAAGGAUGGAUGCCAGGCAUGGAAGAAAAUAAGCAGAAGACAGAUGUUCACUUCAGGUCACUUGAUGGGGAUGGCAAUUUUAACUGGAGGUUUGUGUUCCCAUUUGAAUACCUGCCAGCCGAACAACUGUGCCUGGUUUCCAGAAAGGAACAUUUCUGGAGCCUGGACAAAAGUGAAUUCCGGACACCUGCAAAGCUGAUUAUUCAAAUCUGGGACAAUGAUAAAUUCUCUUUGGAUGAUUACUUAGGUACACUUGACCUGGAUUUGAACAAACUAACGCCUCCUGCCAAAACCCCGAAGAAGUGCCACUUGGAAAUGGUCACUGACAUCAAGGGACCUGCCUCACACAAAUCUCCCCAUGAUACCUCUCUCUUCACACAAAAAUCAGUGAGGGGCUGGUGGCCGUGUAUGUCAGAGGUGGAUGGAAAACGAACCCUAACUGGUAAAGUUGAAAUGACACUGGAGAUUCUCACUGAGAAAGAGGCUGAGGAAAGACCUGCUGGGAAAGGGAGAGAUGAACCCAACAUGAAUCCAAAGCUGGAUCCUCCAAACCGACCAGAAACGUCCUUUUUCUGGUUCACUAAUCCGUGCAAGACGAUGAAGUUCAUUGUGUGGCGCAGAUUUAAAUGGGUCUUUAUUGGCAUUAUCAUUCUAAUACUCGUGCUACUUUUCCUGGGAAUACUCUUCUAUUCAUUACCGAACUACAUUUCAAUGAAAAUUGUGAAACCCUUUCAGUAAAUCCUAAGGAAAAAGCGAAACCCUUCAAGAUGGAAUGAAUGACACAUGCUGCUCUCCGAAGCUUGACGCGAAAAUUGUUUUUUUUUGUUUUGGUUGUUUUUUCUUCAGGCAAUAGCUAAAGCAAUCAAAACCCUUAUUUUAGUUUGCAACAAAUUCUGAGUUUAGAGACAGUACUAAAUUGGGAGUAAGAGACAAUGCAUUUAGCUAGAUUUACUUCUAUUCUUAUGGUAAAUUGGUUACUUUGGGCCUACAUUACAUUGAAUUGAAUACAUACAUAUUAUUGUCUUGGCUUUUUAUUCUUAACAGGGCAAUUGGAAGAAGCAAUGUCAUGACCCCUAAAUCAAAUAAGUUACACUGCAUGUGGUGAAGGGAGUUAAAAAAUAAAUAAAAUAAAUAAUAAAAAUGUGUAGCUAGCUCUGUGUGUGUUUUGCACUUUAAAAGAUAACUACCAAUUUUAGCUUUUCAUUCAUUUGACCAACCACACAAUUCCUGCUACAUUUAAUGGUGCUUUGCAUAGUCCGUUAACGUCUGACAAUUUCUGUGUUGGCACCAUGUAGAGCGAGAAACAGUGGCAUAAAAACACCUGCAGAGAUGCCUGAGGACCAAAUGUUUAGUGUAAUCUUAAACAAAUGACUUUAAUGUAAAAAAACCCCACUAACAUCUGGUUUCACAGAUCCCAUUUGGUGUUACCUUACCUAUCAUAAAAGGAGGUGGUCCAAGAUUAGUGCUAUCGGAGCCUGUGUAACCAGUCAUAGAAAUAAUUGAUGCUCCCAGAGCAAUGACCACAUAUCUCAACUUUUUUAUUUGCUUUCACGUUUAAUUCUUUGACCUCACUGCAAUUUAUAGCAGAACCUUCCCCAAUAUAUCAACCUGCUGUGUGUUACAAUGAAAAGCAAUUACAUUUUCUACAUUAACUACUGUGUAUAGGCACAAAGCUAACCUGUACUGGCAAGUACAAUAUGAUGAAUACUGAUUUGACUGAAAAGCCACAGAAUUAAGGUUUUGGUUUACUAUCAUAAAUGCUUAUAAAGGUUCAUAUUGGAACACAAUAUAUAUUUAAAAAGAACAUCCCCACAUAGAGCUAAGAUGGAUUUGAUGUAUUUUCUAAAAGCUUAAUAGUAUUAAAAAAAAAAAGAAAAAUCACUAAAUGUAAGAAACCACUACAUAUUUACUUUGUACUACCUCUUUACAGUGCAUAUUAUACUCAGAAAGCACCACACAGAGAUGCUUACAAUUAAUUACUGAUGCAUUUAAGUUCACCCAUGAUUGUUUUAACACAUAUGGGAGGGUUGCACUGUAUUCUAUCAUUUCUAGCAUUUCUUCCUGCCAGUGAUUUUUCUACAAUAGCAAAAUACUGAAGAACAAUUGAAGCCCACCAUAUACAGUAUAACACAAUAUACCUGCAUAUUUAAAAAUGAAAUGUUGAAUGUAUUGCCUACAUUGAACAGAGAUUCAAAUGCUUACCUGUCCUGUUAUAAUUUUGUGUUUGCAUGCUCUGGAGGCCUCUCAAUUGCAAUGCCCAAUAUGGCUGCCAGGCCAUUAAAUGUUUCAAUUGCUGAAAGUUUUCAAAUAUGAUUUUUUUAAAAAAAUCCUAUUGCUGACCCUGUCUGUAUUUAAAAAAAAAAAAAAAAAAAAAAAAAAAAAAAAAAAUUAUAGUAGUUUAUCUUUUUUGUAACUCUUACUGUUUUACCAAAGGUGGUUUACUGCAUUUAUUGAAAAGGGCCAUUACCUAUAAAUGUAAUAGUCUAAACUAAAUGUAACUCUGAUAAUAAAGGCUUUAGGUAGAGUAUAUGAAUUGUUUCUGAAGGAGCCACAGAAAUGUGGAUCAAAUCAUUUUAAGGAGCCACAGAAAUGUGGAUCAAAUCAUUUUAAGGGUCGAUUUAGGAUAAACUGCAGCUGAUUUAUUUAGCAUUUUACAACACUGGGGACUCUCCUUGGGUUGCAUCUUGCACCUCUCCAUGGUUAUGCUGGAAUGAAAUACAGAUGGAUUCCCUGGUACUGUGAAAUGCUGUAAUAAAAUCCAGCUGUGAUUUUAUCCAGGAGGGGUAUGGAUUGAUCCUAUCAACCCUAAUGUUCUUAUAUGUAUGCUUAUAACUGAGGAAUUGUACUUUUGAUGUAAGUGGAAUUAUGGUGGUUUCUUUUUUUAAAUCCAUGCAUCGUUAUAUAAAAAAAAUUAAAAAUAAAUGUCAUGAAACAUUGUUUUUGGAAACUAUUAAUAAAGGUCCAAAGUGCUGUUUUAA
Messenger RNA from Polyodon spathula (Mississippi paddlefish), 8546 nucleotides. Its product is annotated as myoferlin-like. Gene Ontology annotation, biological process: plasma membrane organization. Lineage: Eukaryota; Metazoa; Chordata; Actinopteri; Acipenseriformes; Polyodontidae. Gene Ontology annotation, cellular component: membrane. The coding region runs from base 121 to 6306 and encodes 2061 amino acids. The record is from RefSeq and is a predicted model, not a curated record. The transcript is spliced from 53 exons.